ACUUUGAAUAAAAUAUUUUUGAAUUUUGGGGGUGGUACUAGUGGUGGUGGUCGGUCGUCUCCUUCCUUGACCGGUCACCGGCGGUGGUUGCCGGGGGAGGUUGCCGACGGGGACUAGCAAAAUAGUUUUGGUUGGGGUAUGGGUAGGAGGAAGAAGAAAGUAGAGGAAGAAGAAAGUAGAAAUAGAUUUUCUUUUAAAAAUUAUUUUUAGUGUCUCGAGGGUAAUAAGGGAAAUAUGAAAUUUUCCUUAAAAGAAGAGGUUAUUUAGUUGGCAAAAUGCACUAUAAUUUCAGGCCAUUUUACAGAGAGAGAGAGAUAGAGAGAGAGAGAAGCAGAUUCAGAGAUAGAAAGAGAGAGAAGCAGAUUCAGAGAUAAAAUGGGUUGUGAAAAUUUGUUGUUGUUGACGACUUUGAUAAUAAUCUCAGCAAAUGGUCCAUUGAAGCAGGAUUUCCCAGGUCCAUCGACAACUUGUUCGAUUUCGAUGGGCCCAGUGGACAAAUCAAAGAGGCUGUUCCACACGGCGGUGACGGCGUCUCACUCCGUCUACUACACGUGGCAUGUACUACUUGACAAGUUAGUUAGGAUUCAGUUUAUACCGUUUUCUAACUAACUUCCAGAAUCUCUUAGGAAGUUGUAUCGUUUCUUAUGCAUGAAUUGUGUAUGACUCUAUUGUAUAAAGCUUCGCUCUCUCAGUCUAUUGAUCAGAACUUUCAUUCCUUAUCUUCAUCUCUCUCAUGGCACCUCCUAGUCCUACCAGAACAACUCCAGAAGUUUCUUCCAUUGACACCGUAGGAUCUCCUCUCCAGAACAACUCUGUUACUACGACUGUUUCUUCUUCAGACGCCGCCAUCGGAUCUAUGACGAUCGGCUCCGGAACCACUCCGUUCGUUCCCAUUCCACCGACUUCUGCUUCCACUCAAUCUUUCACCUUCUCCUCUGUUGCGAGUUCUUUGCUGCCGUCUUUCUCGGCUCCGGCGACUAUUGAAAAUCCUCCGAUUGCUCCACCGAUUCCUCGGAUCGCUCAACCUCAAACGAAUAGUUAUUUUUAUAUUUCUUCAAAAUUUUAUGGAAAAGGAGAAGAGAUAUAUUGGAGGGAUGAAGAAGGGAAGUUAUGUGGUUUUAAUCUCAGAUCGCUUGGUGAAUUGGAAGGAGACAACUUUAACUACCAUUCUUUCUGUAAUGGACUACUUUGCUACUCUCGGGCAUCUUCUACCCAAGCUUUCAUAAUCAAUCCACUUAAGGAGGAAGUACUUUUCCUCAAACAGUCACCUUCACCUUCAAGUCCUUCACUAAGAAUUGUUAAAUCAUCCUUCGGACUGGGUGUUUGUGGGGAAUCAGGUAAUGAGACUUUCAAAAUUCUUCUUCUUCAACGUACUAAACGUACGAACCUGGCUAGUAUUUUGACCUUAGGAUCUGAUGCUUGGAGAGUCAUUCGGUACCCCUCUGUUGUAAACGUAGAUGACUUAUAUUUCUUUGGAGAGCCUGUUUUUGAGAAAGGAUUCAUUUAUUGGUAUGCGCCACUUGAAGACAUCAUCGUCUUUGAUGUUGAGCGUGAAAUAUUCUCAAUCAUGGAAGCUCCAAUUGAUACAAAUUGCAACAUAUGCUCGGAUAUGGAGUUUCGUCUUCUAAGUUUAGGAGACCGUGUAGGAUUCGUCAAAGCACACUGUGGAGUUUUGGGAAUUUGGUAUGGUAAGAACCACAAUAGUGAAGGAAAAAUCACUGAAUGGGAAGAAUAUGACCCCAUUCAAAUUAUUCAUGAGGGGGAGCUGUUUGAUUUCUCACAGGCUUUACAAGUUUUAGGAGCAUGGAAAGACGAAUCUAGCAUGUUGGUCUGUAGCUCGAGUUUGCCUAGAGUUUUUUUCUGCUAUAACUUUGUUACUAAGACUGCUACUAUGGUGAAUAUUUCCAACCGUCCUGAGAAUUUUGCGAGUCACAGCUUUAGAGGGUCGUCUCUUUUGCUUACGGAGUUCCAUGGUAGUUCUGAACUAGUGUAUCUACCACCUGAACGAAACUACAACACGAGCCGAAGUGGUUUAAUAAGGAGGGGAAUUGAAGAUAUUGGAAGGACUUGAAGAAACAAUGCAAGUUUUCUUUCAGCUCUCUAUAAUAAGAAAUUUUGUAUAGUUUUCUGUGCAUAGUACUACUGGCCAUUCAUGUUAGGUUAUGCUUAUAUUGCCUAUUGGAUGCACUGUAGUAGUUAGGAAGUUGAAUCAGGUCUAGCAAAACUAUUGAAGUUGACAUUUUAUUUUCGUCGGUAUUUUUGGUCCUUGAUACUGUUGCUUAGAGAGAUUAUACUGUUAAAAUUGUUCUAUGCAUACAUUUUAUUGUCAUUGUUAAAAAGUAACUAAAUACAAAAA
Cannabis sativa is the source of this 2356-nucleotide messenger RNA. RefSeq lists its product as uncharacterized. The record is from RefSeq and is a predicted model, not a curated record. The transcript is spliced from 2 exons. Lineage: Eukaryota; Viridiplantae; Streptophyta; Magnoliopsida; Rosales; Cannabaceae. Bases 734 to 2071 code for a protein of 445 amino acids.